ACAUCGGCUGCCAAUUCAUGCGUCAUGACUUGAAGGUAGCGAGCGAGUACAUGCCUAUUGCGGCAACUUUGAGAAACUAACUUUGCAUGAAUUUACGCCCUACGGGCGAUUGGUCGCGGGUACUCCUGUUAGACGGAAUUGACUCACGACUUCAGUUCUACUGAAAUUGGACAGAAAGCAUAUUUUCUGCAGGGACUUCCACUCGCAGUAAAAACUCUUGAAUGUUGCGGGAUUUCUACCAACGAGAAACGGCUGCAGGUUUGAUAGAGACCUUCCCAACACUCAGUACUGCACUGUCUCCUCUCUUCUCCGCAUCAACCUGCUUAACUUCCCAGACUUUUCCACAACCCUGCACCCCGGAAAACCCAAAGCAACCAUGACCCAUAACGAAAGUCAGGCCAGCCUCGCUGCUCCCGCCACGAGUAAUGGGACAGGCUCAAAGGCCUCGUUUACCGUGAAAGCUGGUCUGGCACAGAUGCUCAAGGGUGGCGUCAUUAUGGACGUCACGGAUGCUUCACAAGCCCGUAUUGCUGAGGAAGCCGGAGCCUGUGCCGUCAUGGCUCUAGAACGUGUGCCGGCUGACAUCCGCGCCGAGGGUGGAGUGGCGCGCAUGUCGGACCCCGGCAUGAUCAAGGGAAUCCAGGAGGCCGUCACCAUCCCCGUCAUGGCUAAGGCUCGUAUUGGUCAUUUUGUCGAGUGCCAGAUCCUGGAGGCGUUGGGUGUUGACUACAUUGACGAGAGCGAAGUCCUCACGCCUGCUGACGACGCUUACCAUGUCGAGAAGUCCAACUUCGAGGUACCGUUUGUCUGUGGGUGCCGCAACUUGCCUGAGGCGCUUCGACGCAUUGCAGAGGGUGCUGCCAUGAUUCGAACCAAGGGCGAGGCAGGUACUGGCGAUGUGGUGGAGGCUGUGAAACACAUGCGACAGGUCAACCACGACAUCGCACGAGCCAAGGUGGCGCUGCAGGAGGGUGGUGACUUGGCCAUCAGGGCUUUGGCCAGAGAGUUUGAGUGCGACGCUGCGCUUCUGAAGCAGACUGCCGAGAUGGGUCGUCUACCUGUGGUCAACUUCGCUGCAGGUGGAGUGGCUACCCCUGCCGACGCUGCGUUGAUGAUGCAACUUGGUUGCGAUGGUGUAUUUGUGGGAAGCGGCAUCUUCAAGUCCGGUGAUGCGGCCAAGCGGGCGAAAGCUAUUGUCAGGGCCACUACUCAUUUCCGAGACGCCAAUGUGCUUGCCGAGUGUAGCGAGGGGUUGGGCGAGGCCAUGGUGGGCAUUUCGGUGAAUAGCAUGCGGCCCGAGCAAAAGAUGUCGGGCAGAGGAUGGUGAUGACGAAUUUAACGGAUCUGCGUGGUUGGUUGAAAGUGCGUGAGGUGUCCUCGACACACAGUAGUCAUUAGCUAAUUGAGCUUGAGUUUAUGGUGCUUAUUCAACCCACCGGCGAACUAUUUUCGAUGCGGUCCAAGGUCCAACAGCGGUGAGAGAGAUCAUGCCUACCGAGCCACUACUGGUAGCCCAUACCAUUCGAUCGCAGUAUUAGAGCAUAUUAAGCAAAGAGCCUCGGCCUGUUGAUGUGGAUGAAUGUAGUCGGGUAAUAUCCACGACAUCAUGACUCUUCGGCUUCGCAGCCGGUCGUUCCUCACGAGCCCC
Molecule: messenger RNA, 1648 nt
Organism: Pseudomassariella vexata
Lineage: Eukaryota; Fungi; Ascomycota; Sordariomycetes; Amphisphaeriales; Pseudomassariaceae
Product: pyridoxine biosynthesis protein
Exons: 1
Coding region: 377-1327 (316 amino acids)
Biological process (GO): amino acid metabolic process; pyridoxal 5'-phosphate biosynthetic process; pyridoxine biosynthetic process
Molecular function (GO): amine-lyase activity
Source: RefSeq, a predicted model, not a curated record